This is a messenger RNA of Peronospora matthiolae, 918 nucleotides long. NCBI's taxonomy places the organism in Eukaryota, Oomycota, Peronosporomycetes, Peronosporales, Peronosporaceae. The record is from the annotation of a GenBank genome assembly.
AUGGACGCUGCCGUAACGCCGACCGCCCGCAUCAAUAAGUUCCAAGGGACCAACUUCCACACAUGUAAGUUCAAGAUGCAGAUGGUCCUGGAAGAGCGCGACCUGUGGGAGGUCACAUGUGGAGAAGUCAAACUGGAGCACUGCACCAACGUGAUGGAUCAAUCGACGUUCAGGAGAAAGUCACGCAAGGCGCUGGCGAUCAUUUUUCUCGCGAUGGAAGAUUCGCAGCUGCCGCGUGGCCCUUCAGCAAUUGGAGCGUACGAUGCAUGGUCAAGACUGGAAGGGCAUUACGAGAAGAAGAAGAGUCUGGCGAACAAGCUCUUUCUUCGUCGACGCUUCUUCACAACGAUGAUGGAUGAAGGUGAUGAUGUGCUGGAGCACAUCAACAAGCUCAAGACUCUGGCGGAGCAGCUCGAUGCGGUUGGCGCUCCGGUCAGCGAGGACGACUUAGUGAUCACGCUUCUUGGUAGUCUAAGCGAGUCGUACCAGUUUCUGAUCACGGCGUUAGAGUCUCGUGCUGACUCUCUGUCGUGGGAAUUCGUGACGUCUCGGCUAAUGCAUGUAGACACGAAGCGUAAGGAACAAGGUGGCGGCGUCGACGGAUCCGCGCACGGUCAAGAUCAAGCGUUCAUGACAAGCAAUCACAGCAAGCGAAAAGGAGGACGGCCUGUGCAGAAGGCCAGUGCAUGUCACUACUGUGGCGAGCAAGGCCAUUGGAUUGCAAAGUGUCCAGUGAGGAUCCGCGAGAAUGCGGAACGGCAGAGGUCGCAAAGAGCAAGCGUCGCGCAGGUUGAAGAAGACUCUGGUGACUUUCUGUUUUCAGUUGAUGGAGACCACGGCAAGCUGAGUGAAGAGUGGCUGGUCGACUCAGGUGCGACUCAGCACAUGACGUACUCAAAAGAGUACAUGAAGAAUUAA